Messenger RNA from Pocillopora meandrina, 16047 nucleotides. Lineage: Eukaryota; Metazoa; Cnidaria; Anthozoa; Scleractinia; Pocilloporidae. The record is from the annotation of a GenBank genome assembly.
CGACAGAACACAACAUCGUGCUUCUCGGUUUGUGGUGACCGGAGAAAAAAUUUGCGCAAGGAUCAUAGCUGAAGUAAGGUAAGGAUAGCGCACAGCAUUCGAAAUCUGUUGCAUCUACGAGAUCACAGCAACAGCUCGUGUAUUUUAACAAUUUCCACUUGAAGUUUCGCGCAGAGUCGAUUUAUACGCCAUUCGAUGGUGCAUUCUGCGUCGGUUUAUAGGUUUAUAGAUUUCUCUCUAUCAGAACGUUUUAAGAUUAAUUCCCACCUUCGCGGGUGUCCUUCGGGAAAUAAAAUUCAUCAUGCAUCAACAGCAAGGCCAACGCAAUGGAAGUCAGGAUGAAGCUAGAAGAAAGCUACCCUAAGUUAAUUGCUCGUAGAGGGUUCGAAACACUACGACGAGGUCCGAGCCCUUCUGAAUUAAGCGUUAUUCCUCCUCCAAAUUCAGGAUACACUGAAUUUGAAGGAGGAUUCAAAUUUACGAUACACUGUCUGCCGCUGCUGCUUGAGAAACAAGUCGACCUUUCGCGAGUCGUGUACGGCGGAAAUAAAUUUCGAAAAUUUUCCUCUACUCACCCGUUGGUUUCCCGUCCGUUCACUGCACCGGCUACUGCACCUUACCUUGGAGAAUCAUUAUCGGGACCCUGGGAUGUGUGCUCCCUGAUGAGACGGAUCGCCUCUUCUAAUAAAUUCACCGCUCUGUUACGAAGAGCCGCCAUGUUUCCAACCAGGACAGUGCGACAGAGCGGAAGUAUAUUAACAUAAUUAUAAUUCUGGCGGGAAAUAAAUUAUCUUGUCUGAAACUCGUUUCUGAGUGUCAUGCCGAACUGCACGUUACCUUGUCAAAACACCAUAACGAAACGCACGCUAUGAAAAUGACAAAUCACAACUGCAAAACUGCUUUUCCCAAUGUCGAAAUUGAAGAAUACUAGAAUGCAAUGGCAAAACAGCAAAGUAUAAUAGCCGAACGCCAAGGAACAGUGACAAAUCAGGACAUUGCAAAAGCAAAAUAGUCAACUGGGAUAGAAUGAUGUCAUAACACAAGAACCAAAUAGCAUAUUGCAGUGAAAAAAUACCAAAUACUAAUUUGGGCAGUAGUUGCACCCCAUAAUUAAGACGUCAUAUGGGAAUAACACAAUUAAAUAUCUCAAUGUCAUGACUGAAAUUGUGGAUAUCAUAAUUUAUUACACCCAUUUUGAAAUCACUGGUGGUCCCUGUAAUCUGAUUGGCUCUAAUUGGUGCGAUUUAUUCACGAAUCGCACCAUUUUUUGCUUAUCACGCGAUUCAUUUUUCCAGCCAAUGAGGAGGCUACACUGAAAACAAAACAACCAAUCAGAUUUCAAGGCUUGUUUAAAGUAACCAAUGUAAUAGCAGGAAAAUGAAAGACAAAGAGUAACAUGUAGCAAAUUUUGCAACCUUUGUUUCCAAAACUCUUGUUUUUUCUCCCUAAAAAAUGGAUGAAUUUAAUUUCAAACUAGCUCAGUACUGCAUCAAUAAAAUAUUUGAACUGACCAAGUCCUGUGCUUGGGCGAUUUCGAAAUGGAUGUAAUAAAGUGGUAAUUGAACCUUGUGUCGUGCAAUUUUGGCCUGAAAUCAUACUUGUGAUUUCAGCCCAAAUUUAGCUCCACUCAGUUCAAUUACCAUUAUUAAACAUUUAUUUUUGACGGUAAUUACACCCCACACAAAACAGCGAAUCGACAUACAGCUUUCAAAAUUUUUCGAUUCGAAGCGAUUGUUUUUUCUUUUUGUAUCAAAGCUGGUACUUGCAUAAAGAAAGGGAAACCUCGUUUUUAACAUCAUGUAUGGCAAAUUUUGGUUUGACAGCAACUUCUUUGUUCGAAAUCUGGACGCCAGCGUGAAGCUUCGCUAGUGUAAGUCGCUUUCAUACAGGAAUUUUUUCCUUUACUUGACAAAACGGUAUGUUGAAGGACGAAAUUUAAUAACUGUCCUAAAUGUAAUUAAGUCCUAAAUGUAAUAAGCCUCCAUUGCAAUCGUAUGACUCUACCAGUGCAAUGUUACAGCGGACAUCCACAUUGAGAUGUUAAAGUGACAGCUGUUGCAACAAAAAAUCUUCUGACCAGUAGUCAUGUAAGAUUGCGGGCUCGCAGAUAUCAAUCAGCGUCUUCUUAUGUGCAAGAUUUAAGUCAAGAAGCAUUGGCUGCAACCGUUUUUCUGAUGAACAAUUGGCAUCAAAUAACAGCUGGUAAAACAAUGAGUACGGUGACCAAUACCACUCCAUAUAUCACUGUAUCAGACUCUUAAGCACAAUAGAUUUUGGAAAAAUGUGAUAACGUAAUACUUUUGUGAUCAGUGAUGGAGCUAACAAGUCAUAAACCAAAUUACAAAAGGGGUAAGUUUCUAAAGAAACCGUGGUGCUGCGUCGGUGGGAGAGUAUAAGAGGUAAUUGUUAACAAAUGAGUUUAAAACGUAAAUUAUCCAAAUUAUUAGGAUGCACAUUUUGCCUCCCAAUUCGGACCUCGUGACAGCACUUAAUAGAGUUAUUACUCUCAAAAUCUUGAAUAUCUUCGUGAUUAUAUCAAUAUGGACAAAUAAUUUUUCCUUCCAAGGGAACAUAAUUGGGACAUUUAUGUUCUCUUGAUCUUGAUAUGCAUGUAUAAAUCCGAACUUGAAAUGCAUGCACAAAUCCGACCAACGAGUAAGGUAUUACAUGGGUCUGCAUCAAAUUAUACACUGAGUGACUUACAUUGAAUAGGCAUUAUUGCAAAGAAGCUGCUGACGAGCACAUCUUCACAAAUCGCCGCCUCAGAUUGCCAAUCACAAAACAGACGUUUAACAAAAGUCUGGAGCAUGUCAUCGACGACUGAACUCAAUGACGAGCACGGUAAUCGCAUGAUCUGUCUCUCAGCGGUUUAUCGAUUGAGUUGAGGAAAUAAUUUCCAGUCCAGUGUGGGCCAAUGAUUGGCUGGAAGUUCAAGUGGAUAGACUAGGUUGGCACGUAAUCAUUAGGAUUCUUUGAGAAAAAAAUUGACUACAAUUGAUGAUAAACUAGCCCGCUAUCGUUGAUAUUAUUGUUGGUGUUAAAGUCGUCCGUAGUGUUGCACAAUUUUAGAACAGGUUCAUUGAUUUCGCUAUGUCACUUGUUAAUCCAAAACAAAAGUAUUAAUAUCACAAGGGUCGCUUAAAAUUUUGCCCAUCAAUGUUAUUCAGUGUCACUUUAUUUUAAUGAAGUAUUUGAGUUCAUCUGUAAGAAUGAUUACCUUGAUUUAUUCAAUUUUGAACCUGGGAUUGCAUUUCUAGCCCUCUAUGGCUUCACUCCACCUUGGUAAUCAGUUCAUGUACCAUAUGAUUAUAAGUGGAAACUAUUGAGCUUUCUUUUUUAAUGUUUUUUUUUAAUCUAUUCAUUUUCUCCCCUCACGGCCGUUAGGAGAGAUGAAGACAAAAAAUGAAAUAAAACUCUAGAUCGACCGUGGAAUUUAUGUUCUCUCUUGACCAAGUUUAUUGGGUCAAGACGGCUAAGCUCGGUCUUUUUCUACGUUUUUAUGGACCUCGACUUUGUCUCGGUCCAUGAAAACGCAACAAAAGAACUCAGCCAAUAUCUAGCCAUCUUGACCUCACGCUCGGUCAAUAUCGCAUAUGAAUAUAUUUCGUGCAGACCCGUACAAAUCUGGCAAGGGAAGACAGUACAAAAAAUCAUUGCACUUCCGAACCCGGAAUUUGUCUAACGUAUAGGUCAGUGGACUUCCUUUCCUUGUAAUUUGGUUCAUAAAGUGUUAACUUCAGCACUGAUCACACAAAUAUAUCGUCAAAAUCUGUUGCACUAAAGAGUCUGAGCCUAUGAUAUAAAGAGAGGUAUCGGUCAUCGUUUUCAUUGUAUUGACGUCUGUCAAUUUGAUGCCAAAAGCACAUCAGUAUAAGGGUUUGUGGCCAGUGCUUCUUGACCUACGUCUCUGGCAAAUAAAAAGACACUGACUGAUACCAGCGAAUGAAUAUUGAUCAGAGGAUUCUUUGGUGCAACAGCUGUCACUUUAACAUCUCAAUGUUAAUGUCCGCUCUAACAGCAAUGCUCUAGCGCAGUUAAACGAUUGUAUUGGAGGCUUAUUUCAUUUAGGACCAAAUAUUAUUACAUUCAGGACUUAAUUACAUUUAGGACAGUUAUUACAUUUAGGCCUUCAUUAGGGGUACCCUUUCUUCCUUCUUUAAGCCUGUUUUUUUUCUUUUUUUUUCCCAAGGAGUCUCUUCCGCUUUUGAUUUUUCCAUAAGCAAAGACUUUCCACAAGCAAAGAGCUUCCCUAUGUGAAUUUUUUAAAGUGCGCGAUGUAAACAAGAUAUGGAAAUAACACGAACAUCGAGUCCAAACAUGAGCGGUUACCGCGAAAAUUCCCCCGGGGGACUCGCCCAUGUCCGAGAUUAUGACACCUUCCUGAUUUAUUAACAUUUAUUUAAAAAUACGUUUUUCUAAAUAACUCGGGUGCUUUUAAAGAUUUCAGAUAUUUUUUUAAUGGAAACAUAAGGUUUCAUGUUUGAAUUCAGUUUUUUAAAAUAAGAGAAAAAUCGCUUUUUUGCGGCCUCUGACGGUGGGAAGUAACCUUAGAUGUUAAAAGAUCCGUUUUGUUUCAAAACUGAGCUUAAGAGCUUUCGAAACUGUAUUAAAGAGCUUUCGCAACUGUAUACGACAACUUGAUGGCUUGCAAUUCAACGCAAACGUAUAACAAAUCACUAGUUAAAUCUGAGAAAGAGAAGGGGCUGCUGUUAGGGUGAAGCUGCUAUUAGGGUGUUUAUGGUAAAUAAAGUCCAACAGAAAACAUCUCUUAUCUCUCAAUUUUAAAUUUUCAGAAGAACAGAUAAACGAUGGCAGAUCCUGAGAACCCAGAUACUACAGCUAGAUCGCACGAGGCCCCGGCGUCUGGGGAUAUCGGGCUAACUAUGUCGUAUAUUAUCUCGAUUCCUGGAAUACUGAAGAUCGUUGAAUUUGUAAGUACUUCCGUCAAGUGUGUUGAGUCAUUUUUGUAGCGAAUGAAAGGCAGAAGAGGGUGGGAGGGGGACUAAUGAGGACUUAUAGGAAGACACUAAAUUUGAGGCUUAACCCUUUAUAACCCGUAUGUAAGUAUGCAUAUUCUCCAUACUGUUCUUUAUAUGUUUCCUAGGGUGCUGAAAAGGAGAAUUUGUCGAACAAUCAAGAGCUUCUUUAUAUGGUGAUCAUUUCCUUCACUCUCGUGACCUUCAUAUGUGAUUCAGGGGUGAUAUUGUAAGGAGAAAUUAGAUACUAGUCACUUUUAGGAGUCAAAGGGUUAAGCACAACUGUUGCAAAAUGCUGGUAUAUAAGAAGCGGAUAACGCUGACCAGCCAUGCAAUAAAUCACUAUCUGUUGGAUAAGAGUUAAUAAAAAGGACUGCGCUAGAUAGAGAUUUAACCAUUGGAUAGCGUUAUCCACCUGGGGCCAUGUAUUUACCAUUAUUCCCUAUACACCAUUAUAUAUAUGUACCUACUAAGUUUGUUGGGUACUAAGACUUUUAAACUUGAUGAAAUCCAUGCCUGCAUAUUUCAAUAAGCAAUAAGUUUUAUUUUUACUUAAAUCUCUACAGUUCACGCUGUUGUUGGCGUUUGCCCUAGCUGCUGAUGAGUACGCAACUUUAGCUCAGUAUUUCGUCGUAGAUUGGGGACGUAUGGAUUUCUUCCUCUUUGUUACUGUGACGUCGUGGCUUCUUGUGAUCGCCGUAUUUGUCUUGUUCGCAUUCAAUAUCAUAUCAAAAAUCAACCUCAGUAUUGACUGGAAUAUCCCGGUGAGUGGAAAAGCCACAAAUACAUAGCUCAGUAACGAGAUGUAACUAUUUGUUCCAACAAAAUCAAUAAGGGAAAAAAAAAAUUGAAAAGAUAAUUUGAAGAAAUGGGAACAAAAAAAAUCGUAGAAUCAAUACGACCACUACAUCCAGGAACCGACUGGCUUAUCUUACUUUUUUAAUACGAGUGGUCAAUAUCUCACUCGUUUGUUGUGCUCACUCGUGAAGUAUUGUUCUUGUCACUCGACACAAAAUUCAUUAAUUUUUUUCCUAGAGGGUACGGUAAGGAAUCCUGCAAUCUGAUUGGUUCUUAGCGCAGUCCGUAUUUUCCUAUUUCUCCGUGUUAUAUCUUCUAUAUAUGUCGCACGCAAAUAUCUAUUAAUUUUUUUGAAACAAAAGUCUAUCUUUAGCGCGCCUAACUGGCCUUCCCGUUUAGGCUCCCACGAAGUUUUCUGCACAUUCAGUGACUUAACUCCUCCGGUUUUCGAAACUGAUUUAGUCAUAGAAGCCGACGACGGAUUUCUCUUUGAGAGAACCUUAAAAUCUGGAUGAUCAGAUCUUGCACUUGAAUGCUAAUCCUGGACCUACAUCUUUGACUGAAUCUACCAACAUGCGGCGUAACGGAGUUUUGUAGAAUAAUUGUUUUAAUGAAUACUAACAAAGUCAAACGCAGUCAAGAAAAAACGACCUUAGCUUUAGCGACAACGUUUUUCUCCACUCCUCGUUGUUCGCAUAAAGUAUGAAUGAACCUUAGCCAUUGCCAAAAUUUUGGAUGAAAUAUAAAUUGCUCUUAAAGAAUAUCAAAAUAUAGGAGAACUCUUGUACUUGUAGUCAGUGUUUCAAAUUGGUUUUUGGUAUCUACAAACUGUUUGUCAAGUCGAUAAUCGUUGAGAUGCUGGCUGCAAGAAACAAAGCGGUCAAGCGACUGCGCAUGUUCAAACGUUUUUGAGGUUAGGUGGCGUGUUUCUGGGUGUCAAAAGUAGGUCGGUUGUGUUAGGAACAAAUAAAUAGAGGGGGUUUCUGACGAAACCGUGGUGCUGCGUCGGUGGGAGAGUAUAACGGAGUAAUCUAGUGUUAUCAACUGAGUUGAAAACGUAGAUUGGCUACCGUAAAGAGUUUAAAGGCUGAUUUUCGAGCGUUAGCCCUUCGUAAGAGCGAUGAAGAAGGGUUAACGCUCGAAACGUCAGCCUUUAAACUCUACAGUUUUACAUUUUAAACUCAGUUGAUAAGACUAACUUACCCUGUGUUCGAAAAAAGCUCACUAGCUAUUAGGUAACGUUGUUUGAAAACUACAUCACUUUUUUGGUAAAGCUCAAAACAAAAUUGUAACUCAGCAGGAAACGUGCAACCACAUAAACUUUGUAUACGAGAAGUCUCAAGUUUUCUUUUUCCUACUUUUGUUUUCUUUUGAAGAUUUUCUUAAACGUUUCGCAUAUGUUGCAGGACAGCGGUUGUUUCCUUUGUUCCACUUUGAAAAUUUGCGCGAGAAAUGAGCGCACAGCGCACGGCUGGUAAACAUUGAUUCCCUUGUGCAUGCUCGAUGUUUUACUGCUUAGCUACUGCAUGUAUUCCUAUCUCAUUAUUUGUACAGGAUAUCAUAAAAUAAUAGUAACGGUGAAUUAUCGAGCAACGAAACUUUAAGUCAAAGUUCAGUGCAAACAAAAACAAAUCAGAUGCCAUAACUUCGUGAUGUUUUCAUUUUAGGUUUUUGUAUUUGCUGUUGUAGCAGCAAUUCUUCUUCUGUUGAGUUCUGCCUUGCUAGCUGCUGAUGCAGCAGGUCUGUUAUCUGACAGAUUAAACGCUGCUGUGGUGAGUUUGAGUUUACUCUACAAUUAAUCUCGUACCCAGAUCCUACCGUGUGACUUAUUUUAUUCUUCACAUGAAAACACUUGGUGUUCUUUUAAGUUUUCAUCAAUCAUCAAAUUCCAUUUCAGUGUUGAAAAAAGCAAGCGACUGAAUGAAAUUUCGUGAGAUUUACAGAAGGAGGGCGCUUAUCUGGGAGCGGCCGCGGGUGGUAAAAAUUUCAAAAGCAUUUAGAAUUUAUUAGGAUAAUUUCUUUAUCAUGUUUACCGGGAUUUUGAAGAAAAGACCUGAUUUCACACCAGGUCUCACUAUUGAAAGAAAAAUGAAUAUCUUUUGACCAAUUUCUUGCGAAAAAAAAUACCACGGCAACUUACAUGUUUGCAUUGUCUUUCUUCGCAGGCUUUUGGAUUCAUCUCCAUGUUCGUCUUCAUCGCAGAUGCUGUUGUUUAUUUCCUGAGGAGAACUGGAAUAUUGUAAACCAACGCCCACAUUUUGAUGAACUGUGUAGUCCUGCGAGUUUGUUUAAACUUUUUUGACAGCCAUUUCGGUAACCGUUAAUUUGAAUUUAAUCUAUAACGAAUGAAACAAAUCUAGAAAUAGACAGGGAGAAUGCGUAUAUUUAACCCUUUAACUCCUAGAAGUGAUUAGGAUGUAACUUCUCCCUAUAAUAUCCAUAGAUUAUCCAGUAAACAGGUAAUGAGAAUACCCAAAGUUAUCAGAUAGUGUGAGUUGUUUUUGAUCUUAAGCCAAAUUCUCGCAAAGAAUUUACGAGGAAAUGUGGAGCAGCCAGAGGGAAGAAUUUACAAUCAGAUCUUGGGAAAGGGUAACGUUUGAGAGAACGGGUUAUAACGUAAACAGCUCGCUAUUGUGCACUUAGCCGCCAUGUUUGAUUUGGGCUUCGAGAGCCUGCUGUCUCUUCCACCCUCAGCGGCAUCAGAGCUACGACUGAGAAAUCUUAAGAAAUGCUGCCUUUGCUGCGAUGUUAGACCUCAAAUUAUACGCCUGCACUACAGGAAAAAAGUAUAUUUAGCUAUGGUCAUUCAAAUAAUUUCUUAGGGAGCGAUACAAUCUGAGCGUAUAUUCUACUUUUAAUCAAUCACGAACGAGUAUAUUCCAUAUGAUUAUGCUCUUAUUAUGAAACGGGCAUUGAACAACGGCAACACUGACUUUGGCAGCUUCCUACUAAUUUUUAUACCAUUCAUUAGCAUAGUAGUUUAGAAUUUAUUGAUAUCGUGCUUUAAGCUAUAAUUCACCUCAAUCAAACAAUCAACCCACCUAACAAAAUUAAGUUAAUGCAAGUAGUUGUAAUCAAACCCACGUGGAAAGCGCGUUAAUAAGGCCUUAAAACCUCCAGGGAACUUGACAUGUGCUGUAAUAGUUCCAUAAAUAUAUGCUUUAUUUUCUCUGGUAUAACUAAUGGCAGUUUUAUGCUAAAAUCUCUCUGACUCCUCGUAAUUAUGACUAAGGAGUGGAGCUCAUUGUGUCUUCAAUUAAACCUUGUGUGAACCACGACUUCUUAGUAUGUCCCAUAAGGCUCUGUAAUGUUCUUAUAAUCCACUUUCAUUGGCUGUCAAUAUUCUAUAGCUCAACCUUUUUACUCUGUUGGCAACAACUGAUGCCCAUUUCGUUCUCCCUGAAAACCAUGUGCUCCCCCCCACAAAAAAAAAAAAAAAAACUCUAGCCCCCCGCCCUCAGCUGAAUAAUAAUGACAGGUCCCUCAGGGCCUGUUGUAGGAUCAAUGGUGGUGAGUUUUUUUUUUCAAAGGUGAGGCUAUGUUUAUGAAUAUCCUAUUUUCAUGAGCUGAGAUUUUUUUCCUUCCAAAAGUAAUCUCCGCUAAGAAAAAUUGCCUGAUAACGAGGCAUUUCCGUUUUCCAAUCGGGCAAAACCGCUGUGCAAAUCUAAAAGUGCAUAUGUACAUGUUAUGAAUGAUACAAGUGUAUCCGCUGACAGGGUUAAUCAACACAAUCGCAGCGAACUGUCGAAGUAGAGGAGAUCUGUAAAUAACACCUGUAAAGAAUGAAACUGUUUGAUUGCAGCUUGGUAAAAGAAUAUAAACAUAAUCUCUUGAGCUUUGUCAAUAAGGAAAAAUGUUCCAUCAACUCUGUUUUGUUUGGACACUGAGCGGUUUGAACCUAGGAAAACCAGUUGGUCCAGUAGUCUUAGAUGGCCAGCCAUGUUUUGUUGAUUGGAAGUGUGCCAUGUAAGCUAACGACUUUGAAAGUCGUUGUGCGUUUCAGCCAUUGAAACAGAAAUAGGACAAACUACCGCAUUAAGGAAACACCUUGACUGAGGAAAACCAAGCCAUUCUGGAAAGCAACCAGGGAUUGAGUUAUUAAGAUAGAAUGGAUUUGACUUGAAACUUUCCAAAUCAAAAGUUUGACAGCUAUCAAUACACGUGCUUGUAAAUUUAUGCACAUUGCUCUCAGAGACUUGUGAAGUUUUGUAAGCCCAGAAAAAAAAUUUACCUCUGCUUCUUUUGCUCCAAAUUUCACUCAAACUCGUGCUAUCACGAUCCUGGUGCAUCAACAAACUAACAGUAAUCCAAUUACCACGACAACCCGACCUGGAAGAUCUAUUAGCCUUCACACUGAAAAGUUUUAGAAUUGAGAUCGUUCUCUGUUUAAGUUGAAAUAGAUAUGACAAAAAAAUAAAUGGCUUUAUAAGUUUGAGAAAUUUCAUCAUAUUGCAUGAAAUAUUUUAUUCUUUUCUUUAGGUGCAAACCAGUAUUGUUAGUCAAAUUAGCAGGUCCUGAAUUAUCUUUGAACAAUAGCAAACUAAGAUAAUUGACAAUUGACUGAGUUCGCUUUGGUUGCAGAUUAUGAAUUAACAUCCCAGUUGAGCUUACAUUUGCAAACAUAAUCGUUAGGAAGUAAAUUUAUUAAAACGAUAAGAAAUUUCCAGUUUUGUUUAUUUCAGCGCCCAUCGACUGAAGGCACACUUUCUCGCGGAGUAAGCAUUUCAGGUUUAAAAGACAAGUUUCAGCUGAAAAAUCUUAGAGUUCUGCGGGCUCACUUUGAGAUGUGAAUUAAAAUCGUCUCUAUUUAAUUCACUGUAUAUAAUUUAGCGUUUAGGUGUCAAGUUUCAGUUAGUGCGACCCGCUGCGUUGUAUUUAAAAGUUGUUAUAGUUACUACAGUAAAUAUCGAGUCAUUCUUGUUUGGCAAUCACGAAGCAGUGUUUCGCUUGGGGUUUUAUUUCUGGUCAGCUACCCACCACAGGAUAGAAAGGAAAUUGAAACUGUACUGGUAAGAUCAAGGUAGUGUAUUAAAGCGUGAAUAAUAUUGCUUAAAAUGCAAGCUUCGAUAGCUUCAUGGAGGGCGCUCAAUUUUGAAUUCGUGCAUUUUGUAAAUCAUUGGAGUUGCUUCGCAAUUCAGCGUGUCUUCUGUUUCCUCGAAAUUGGCGCGGUCUGCUUAGUUAUUGAGAGCAAUUUUAACCUUUUGGGCCGUCGCUCUGAGACCGAUUGGACUACUUAACCAUGGUACAUUAGAUAGAUUCCCGCUGAACCGAAUCAAACGUGAACCGUUUACCUUAAAGGUAACCGAAUGAAGUUAAAAAUCAUCCAUUUUCGAGGAAAUUUAGCAGAAACUCUCAGAAAAAGUAAAAUGAUUGAGACAGAUGUACUAUGGUGUACCGAGCGACAAUAUGGCGUAUCUGUAAAACUACAAAAAACAUUUGCACUACAGUUUAUAUUUGUGAAUAUGUUCGUUUACCACAAAGGUUUAUACGUGGCUACUGUCUGGUCUCAGAUAGCCCAACGAAUCAGUGAGUCGCUUAACAAUUUCUAUUGCUUUCUCUAUUUUGAUUUAUUAAGUAUAGAAGCCAAACAGGAAGCAAAUGGUGGUUAUGUAGAAGAAAGAACAAACGCGACACUCCGUCGAUUGUGUUCGCUACCGAAACGACGAUCACAUUCAGCCGCUACUACAACAGUUUCCAAAAAAUACUUUACAGAUUUAGGACGUAAAUUUUUUUUAUGCUGUUAAUUUUCUGAACUAACUUUUCCCUUUCUCUUUUAAUUAUUAUUUUUUGUUGUUACCCGCCAUUUUAACCUCAAAUGGAGAUCUAGAGUGCGAAGGAACUAUUAUGCUAAUUUUUCGCGGUAGCCAAAAGUGUACAGUUACAGAAUUAUGACAAUUUAUUUAAACUAAGAAUAAUUUAAGCUUAAUAAUGUUGGCUUUGAUUUUUACCCUUAAUUCUCUCAAGCCGAGUGAAAACACAGAUCUGAUGGAUAAAAAUAUGCCACUUGGGGUACCAACAUCGUAAUUGACCCGACGUGUCCGCAAAUUAUCGCCAAAACAACAAACUCCAUAAUGAGUGCAGCAUUGGUGAUUUACUUAAGACAGCUUUUCUGCAUAUAGGAACAGGUGACAAUCGAACGUCGAGGAGGGGUUGAUUCUACCAAAAUAAUUCAGGCUUGUUACGUGAAGUGUAGGGAGACAUGCUCAGUCGUAUUCCAUCUCAUAUGCAUCAGUGGUGACUACUGGCUGAGAUGCGCUCUAGACUAGCCUUUCUUUCUUGUGCAAAUUGGUAGAUCUCGACUUAUCUAGAUAUAUUUCUUUAAUGAUUAUUUUACAAUUUAUUAGAAGUCAAUUUUUAAGAUGUCAAACCCAGAAGACAAAGAGGCUGUAUCCAGACCUAAUGCGGCCAUUAUGGACAGUGCUGGAGGUGGGAAUGCAGGUGGAGCUGGUGUGUCCAUUACAAUAACUUUUAACAAAGCUUACGUCGUGUCAAUUCCUGGAGUAUUGAAGAUCGUGGAAUUUGUACGUACUAUUUGUGGAUAAGAUGUUCUGAUACUUUUGGUACUUUUUUUUUUAUUUGACGCAUGGUGCUUCGCUCCUUGCGUUACAGUUCCACUUAAGUGCAUUUCCAUUGACUGUCUUAAAACCAAAAGAAAGUAUUCACAAAAACUAAUCUAUAAAUAGAGAGAGAACUCAACGUCAAGAAAGGAAAUUUGAACUGCCUGAAGCGAGGGGAAAACGCGAGCAACUCAAGUCUCGAUUGAUCUUCCUAUUAGUAUACAUCUAAUUGGUUGAGAAAUGACUGGAAUUUUCUAAACCAAUCACAGACCGAUGAAAAGCAAAAAUCACAGCAAUCCUUUACCCUUUUCACAUUCGAUGGGAAAUUCAUCUCAGUAGUCUAAGGCAAACGGUGUGAUUUGCGCACAUUUAAAUUAUGGUGUAAAAUCUGUAUUCCUCUAGCUUGCGCGAGGCUCUCGGUCGGUGGAAGAGAGCAGGUGCAUGAAAACCUUUUCUUGAUAAUCGCCGUUUUUUCUCAUUCGCUGUCUCAUUUUGUAAAUGCCUGGAACAGGCACAGGAUCAACCCCCCUCUCCCCCCUUCUAUCAUCUCGAAUCAAGAAAAAAUAAUUUUCCUAUUCUUUCCCCUUGCUCGAAUGUAAUGUCAGACGACUGUAAAACAGCCGACAGAAAAAAUAAAGGCAGCUGAAUUUCAAUUGUUUGAGGUUUCGACAAAAAUUUGUCAGCUGAUUAUAGUCAAAUCAAUCGCAGCAGGGCAAUUAUGAUCGACUGCCCAUGGUUUUUCUCUAUCACGUCUUGCGAUUGGCCGUGGAAACACACUGUAAUUUUAAUUUCUUCCAGCACAAUCAAAAAGAUAAAGAAAAACAACUUUGUGACUCAGUCACUUGUAUUUUAUGGGUUCAACACUGUUUACACGUUUUUACUCAAAAUUCUCUUUUUUUAAAGUAAUUUUGCAUUGAUCUCAUUUGUCCUCUAGGUUAUUGUAGUUUUGAGUUACCGAAUAUAUUUGAAAAGCGAUAUGUAUUAAUAAAGAGUAAUGUAACUUUUCUUAUCAUCUUCUCCACAGAUCCUGUUAUUGUUAGCGUUUUCUAUCGCCGCUGACAUAAGCUUCGCAUACUGGGGACGCAUGAGUUUUUUCCUUUUUGUUACCAUUACUUCAUGGCUUCUUGUAAUCGCCUGGUUUGUGCUGUUCACCUUCAAUUUGCAGACAAAGAUCAACCUCAGCAUUAACUGGAAUAUUACGGUAAAAGAUUGUUUUUUUUUCAUUAAGCUCCAGUCGAUAAAAGGUGUUGAAAAUCAAUUUACGAAAAAAGAGGCUAGAGUCUAAACUCCGUUAAAAAUAUGUCUUAAACCUGUUAAAUGAACCACAGCUAUUGGCUAAAAAAAAACUCCGAAUCUUCUUCAAAUUUCAAACAAAGGGGUAACAACUUGACGCGGAUGAAAGCUCUAAAACAACUGACUAAACUCCAUAAAAAAAGUAACGCAACUUCAACAGUUUGCAAAGUUGUCAAGGCAACACUGCAGCCCCCUAAAAAAUCCAAUUUUUUCUCUUUAGUCUAAAGCUCAAAAGCAACUACUAAAUCAUUGAAUUGCAAUUAGUAGACACAACCCUCUGCAAAUUUGAAAAAAAAAAAAACUUUGCAAACCGUUCGGUGCCUCCUUAAUUCAUUGAUAAAGUGGCUCUGAACCGAGUCAAUCCUCUGAUUAAGGAUUCAUUGAAGUGUGCUUAGUCUAAUUGGCUGAUGUCAAUAGCCGAUUACAGCCAACUGGACAAUUACGCUGUCUUGUGACAAAUCUACUUAAUUAAGGAAAAAUUAAUCAGUUUAUCUACGUAAAUUAGGCUAAAGGUUUAAGUUAGUUCAUCAUCUAUAUGAAGUCCUCUGCUCUCCUUUCCAGCUCCUGAUAUUUGCUGCUGUUGUCGCUUUUCUUUUGCUGAUCAGUUCGGCGUUGUUGGCUGAUGAUGUCAGGAAGUUUGAGCCAGGGUCCUAUGGUGACUUUUCUGCAAAUUCCAUCCCGGACCUGGACCAGGACCAGGACCAGGGCCUGGACUGGAACCGGAACCUGGACUCAUUACGCGCUGCUGUGGUAUGUCUUACGUAAAGUUCAACUGUCUGCGAGCACACGCCCUCUUUGUACAGCGUUUCGGCACAAGAGUUUUUUUCCCUGGGGAUAUGUAUGAGACCUUGAGCAAUGAUAGCAAUCGAGGGAUCUGCAAGGUGUCUGGCACACAAUAUCUCUCCCCGACUCGUCUCAAAUCUUUCUGCGAGCGUGGAAACGCGCGUCCUGCAGCGUUAAUAAUGAAGGCCGGCUAGCUGGUCAGUCAUGACACCUGCUGGUGUUUUAAGGGCCUUUUAACCCUUUAAACCCUAAGAGUGACAAGCAUCAAAUUUCUCCUUACAAUAUCACUUCUGAAUCACACGUUAAGGUCGUGUAUAUAGAGAAUAAAGGAAAUGAUCACCAAUAAAAGAGUAUUUUGAUUUUUUAAACGAAUUCUCCCUGUAGGAAAUGUGUAAAGAGUAGUGUGGAGAAUAUGGAUACUGAUUUUAGGGUUUAAAGGAGUUAAGUAUUCAGAGACGAUCUGUGUCUUUAACACAGAAAAAGAUGACUAGGAUUCAUUAUUCCGCUGAAUUUGACUCCGAUUUCACACUUUUUCCGUUAAAGGCGUUUGGAUUUAUUGCCAUGUUUGUGUUCAUUGGAGAUGCUGUUGUGAACAUCCUAAAAAUUACUGGAAAGACGCAAGUGCAAAUCGCUUUAUAGACUUGGACCACCUUAAAGACGUUUGAUUUUCUCUUAUUUCCUCUAUUUAAUUCGUUAUCGAUACUGUCACAUCAGUGAACGCUGCCUAUCCAGAUGUAAAAGAAGUAACAAGAAUGAUUUUGGGGAGGUUUUCAAGGUACAGAGAUAGCCGUUUCUGGAUGUGUCUCAGAUCUUCAUUAUUCCUACUUAUGGUCCUUUAUUAUGGUACAGCUUUUAAGGUAAAACCUAUUAAAUAUCAGCCCGCAACAAAGGUAGUGCCUUUUUUCGUAGCUGUUGUUUUGUCUCGUCACGGAACAGGAGACCAAAUAACAGCUCUUCAGGGAACACGAACAAACGUUCUGUGCGAAUGAACCAAAAUGUUGUUAUAUAUUAUGUCAUAAGUCCGGCUUCAGCCCUACGAGUGUUUAGCAUCUAAUUUCUAACAUUAUAAGAAUUGUAUGGUUGGCAGUCAAGAGAAUGACAAGUUUGACCUGGGAGUUAAAGGGUUAAAUCAAACAUUAAAAGGGAAUGAUCACCAACAAAAGAAGUUCUUGAACAUGCAACUUUCUCCAGUAAGCUCAAAAGGAAUAAAGAAUAGUAUGGACAACAUGCAUACUGUUGUUAGCUAUGGUAAUAAGUGUCAAAAGAGAAAAGAAAGGAGGGAAACUUCAAGCGCUUAAUCACAAUUAGAGGGCAAGACAAAUAGAUAAAUAAAGGAAUGACUAAAAAAAAUAACACGCUACAGAAGGCAUGAGAAUCAUGCUGAAAGACUGGUUUUAGGAGAGGAAGAAAAAAGAAAUCGGUUAAAUAAAUAUGUCAAUAAUUUAGUCGUUCAUGUACUUAGCGAGAGGUUCCUACUCCUUUGUUUUGCCUGCUUGUGAUUUUUCUUAUCUCUUUUGAGUUUAUCCACCUUAGUAAACGAUGUCAAAUAUUAUAUGAAAAUUAAAUACUUUGGUAGUUCCUUAAUCAGACCACUACGAAAAAGGAACUAAGAUUGGGAGCUUAACACGUAAUAAAACACG